This is a messenger RNA of Insectozyma verbasci, 312 nucleotides long. The record is from the annotation of a GenBank genome assembly. Lineage: Eukaryota; Fungi; Ascomycota; Pichiomycetes; Serinales; Debaryomycetaceae.
AUGAAUAAAGAGAAUCUUCCAAAGUAUACUGAACUACCUAAUCAAAUAUUUGAAGCCCAACAAGAAAGUAACGGAUCAUCACAAGCGACGUUAGAAGUACAAGCUCAACAACAAUCCCAACAAGAAGAAAUAAAUACACUACAUGAUCAAGAUCUUGAAAGAUCAAGUUGUCCACAAUGUGAAGAAUUGAAAUUAAAAUUAAAAGAAAAGAAUAAUGAGAUCGCAAAGAUUAUAUUUGUAUUCUUGUUGAUAUCGCUAAUAUUUUUUGCAUUUAUUGUUUCUGGUCCUCGUCAUCGUGGACCACCACAUUGA